CUUUCUGACUUUCCUAAUUGAAUUGUUCAAGAAACAACAAACAACAAAGGAAACUGUGUUUUUUUCUUUUUGUUUGUGUUGACAGCUUCGAUUUGAUCGGUAUUUGACUCGUUAACUUCUAUGUUCUGUUAUCGUUUCGUUUGCUAAUCACUUGAAAUACUUGAUUUAUAGCUUGCUCUGCAGCCUUUGAUUUCAAUUUUACUCACAAUUCACUUGAAUUUGUUGUUGCUUUGAUUUUGCAAGCUGAUUUGAGCUUUUUUCAUUUCAAUUUCUUGACAAGUUUAGAGUAAAAUUUAGACUAGGUUUGACUUGAAUUUAGAGGUUUUUUUUUUUUAAUUUGUUCAUCAAAGAUCAGAUCUCCUUUGUUCUUCAAGCAUAAGUAACUAGAUUUAGAUGAGGAUCGAUUAAGUGUAUUUGUGGUUUGUAGAAUUAUAUGGGGAAUACUUGUGUUGGACCAAGUUUUUCAAGGAAUGCUUUCAUUCAAUCGAUUUCAACCGCGGUUUGGCGGACCCGAUUCCAGGGUGAUGAUGGUUCUACUCCUACUGGAGAAAGUGUCCCUGUGACACCAUCUUCAAUCAAUGAACCCGAAUCGUCUAUGCCGGUCCAGAGAAAACCCCCUCAACAAGUCACAAUUCCAAAAACUGAACCAACAAAACAAGAGCCACAAGGAAAAUCCAAGAAAACCCCACACAUGAGGAGGGUUUCUAGUGCAGGGCUUAGGACUGAAUCGGUUUUACAGACAAAUACUGGUAAUUUGAAGGAGUUCUAUUCUUUGGGGAAGAAACUAGGGCAGGGUCAAUUUGGGAUGACAUUUCUUUGUGUGGAGAAAGCUACCCGGAAAGAAUACGCGUGUAAAUCGAUUGCUAAGAGGAAGUUGUUGACUGAAGAUGAUGUGGAGGAUGUGAGGAGGGAAGUUCAGAUAAUGCACCAUUUGGCUGGGCAUCCAAAUGUUAUAUCAAUCAAAGGUGCUUAUGAGGAUGCUGUGGCUGUUCAUGUUGUUAUGGAGUUGUGUGUCGGGGGUGAGCUUUUCGAUAGGAUUACUCAACGUGGGCAUUAUACGGAGAGAAAGGCUGCUGAGCUUACUAGGACUAUAGUUGGAGUUGUGGAAGCUUGUCAUUCCCUUGGGGUUAUGCACCGUGACCUUAAGCCCGAGAAUUUUCUUUUUGUUGAUCAGAAGGAGGAUUCGCUUCUCAAGACAAUCGACUUUGGAUUGUCAGUAUUUUUCAAGCCAGCUGAACAAUUUAAUGAUCUGGUUGGCAGCCCAUACUAUGUUGCUCCAGAAGUGUUGCGAAAGCGCUAUGGUCCUGAAGCAGAUGUCUGGAGUGCUGGUGUAAUUGUUUACAUUCUAUUAAGUGGAGUACCUCCUUUCUGGGCUGAAACCGAGAAAGGAAUAUUUGAAGAGGUCCUCCAUGGUGAGCUUGACUUCUCAUUAGAUCCUUGGCCAAAUAUUUCAGAAAGUGCAAAAGAUUUAGUGAAGCGAAUGCUCGUUCGAGACCCCAGAAGGCGACUAACUGCACAUGAAGUUUUAUGCCACCCAUGGGUUCAAGUUGAUGGUGUGGCUCCGGACAAACCUCUGGAUUCAGCAGUUCUAAGUCGCAUGAAACAAUUUUCUGCCAUGAAUAAGCUAAAGAAAAUGGCCCUCAGAAUUAUUGCAGAGCACCUAUCUGAAGAAGAAAUUGCUGGCCUGAAAGAAAUGUUCAAGAUGAUAGACACUGACAAUAGUGGUCAAAUCACUUUUGAAGAACUUAAGGCUGGACUGAAAAGAGUUGGCGCUAAUCUUAAGGAGUCUGAAAUUUAUGAUCUAAUGCAAGCAGCAGAUGUUGAUAACAGUGGAACAAUUGAUUACGGGGAGUUCAUAGCUGCUACAUUGCAUCUAAACAAGGUUGAGAGAGAAGAUUAUCUGUUUAUGGCGUUCUCCUACUUUGAUAAGGAUGGAAGUGGUUAUAUCACCCCAGAUGAGCUCCAACAAGCCUGUGAGGAGUUUGGCAUAGAGGACGUCACCUUGGAAGAUAUGAUCCGAGAAGUUGACCAAGACAACGACGGGCGCAUAGAUUACAAUGAGUUUGUGGCCAUGAUGCAUACAGGAAAUGCGAGUGGUGGUGGUGGAAAGAAGGGUCUAGAGAACAAUUUCAGCAUUGGGUUUAGAGGGGCAUUAUGACUAUAGCAGCAUAUAUAGGCUUUGAAUUGAAACAAACUUUUGGCAAGGUGAUGGAUGGACAUUGCCAAAAGUUGCUCUCUCUUCGUCUCUCUCGUGAUGCAGUUCCAUGCAAGUUGCAGAUAAGAUGAGCAGUCGAGUUUUUUUCAUGUUACUAUCUCCUCUCUCCCCUUUCCAAGCCGCCGCUAGCUCUCUCUCUCUGUGCGCGUAGAGGUGGCAGCACCACCAAUUGUUGCUGCAAUAUAGGCUUGUGCCAAGAAAAUUCACAAAAUAUCAAAACACGACCUUUUUAUCUAUGAAAAUAAUUUACAAACAAAAUUUCCUUCC
Messenger RNA from Camellia sinensis, 2482 nucleotides. Its product is annotated as calcium-dependent protein kinase 1. Gene Ontology annotation, biological process: protein phosphorylation. Gene Ontology annotation, molecular function: protein kinase activity; calcium ion binding; ATP binding. NCBI's taxonomy places the organism in Eukaryota, Viridiplantae, Streptophyta, Magnoliopsida, Ericales, Theaceae. The record is from RefSeq and is a predicted model, not a curated record.